Salmo salar (Atlantic salmon) is the source of this 1702-nucleotide messenger RNA. RefSeq names its product zinc finger protein 385D. Gene Ontology annotation, molecular function: zinc ion binding; nucleic acid binding. Lineage: Eukaryota; Metazoa; Chordata; Actinopteri; Salmoniformes; Salmonidae. Gene Ontology annotation, cellular component: nucleus. The record is from RefSeq and is a predicted model, not a curated record.
CCUACCUCAGCAGUGAGUGGUAGCCUAUUGUGGAGGAGAGGAGACUCAUUCAGGACCCAUCAUACCACCAUGCUCAGCUAGAAUCGAUUAAAGACUUUACCAGUGGGCGGUGAAGUUGCAUGCAAAAGGAAUAUUGAUUGUUGAUAAGACCAGCAUGUAUUUUGGUAACGUCUGUCAGACCGCUACCCUGCCUUCAUUGGACCUUGGGCCUCCUGUGGGAGGAGUCCACCAAUCCAUGGAGCUGAAGCCCCUCCUCCCGCUCAGCCUGUUCCAUGGUUUCACUGGAAUGGACCGCGUUCAAAAAUCCCAGAUUGGUCCAGGAUUUGGACUAACCACGCCCCUUAUGAGGAAACCCAGCUCAUCGUGUGUUGUGUGCCGACUGAGAUUCAACUCAGAGAGCCAGGCCUCAUCCCAUUACAAUGGUACCAAACACUUCAAGAAGCUCAAAGCCCUCGACCCACCGGACUGCAAGACCAGAGCCCCCGACACAGUAACAAAGGAAACCACGACCAAGAGCGUAUCACCCUGCCCUGUGCCGCCCAGCUCAGAACCCAGUUCAACAGAUGUCACAGCCGGAGCCGUGUUGUCACCACCCUCUGCCUCCGGGGUGGUUCCAUCGACCUGCUGCCCAUCUGUAUCCAUGGAAAUGCCCUCUGACCCCUCUCUGUCACUCUGUCCCCUGGUGGAGAAGGAGAAGGAGAUGGAUGGAGAGGUGGAGGAGGUUGUAGAGUCGGAGGAAAAGAAGGCUAAGAGACUACUAUACUGUUCUCUCUGCAAGCUGGCGGUCAACUCUGCAUCCCAGCUACAGGCUCACAUCAGCGGCACGAAACACAAGACAAUGCUGGAGGCCAGGAGCGGCGACGGAUCCAUAAAGUCAUUCCCCAGGUCAGGGGUCAAAGCCAAGCUGGCCACUCCCACUGAGGUGUCGACUGGGCUACAGAACAAAACUUUCCACUGUGAGAUCUGCGAUGUGCACGUCAACUCCGAGACACAACUCAAACAGCACAUCAGCAGUAGAAGGCAUAAAGACCGUGCAGCAGGGAAGCCAGCCAAGCCCAAGUUUAGCCCCUAUGGUCUGCCGCCUCAACGCAACCAGAAUCUACAUACAGUUGGGAUCACUCUGAGGAAGGAGCAGGACUUGGCGAAGCCUCUCAUCUCGUGCCUCUUACAGCGCCAUCUUUCCCUCGCUGCUGCUGCUGCCAUGGCAACCCUGUCCCCGUUCCAUUUGCGCCCUGCCCCUACAUCUGGCUCCGCCCUCUUUCAGACUCAGCCCCUCCACCAGACCCUAUUACAUCCUGCCCCAGGACCUCUUCGUACGGCACAUACAUCCGUUCUGUUCUCACCGUACUGACCCAGACCCAUGUCAGAUGGACCAGAACCCAACAGAACCUGUGGGACCAGUGCAGACAAACUGCAGUCUGUAAAGUUGGAAACAGAGCUGGGAUCAGAUUCAGAGUAUUUAUCUCUACUGACCAUCUUGGACCAGGGUGUCUAUGUUGGUUUUUGUGCCAUGCUUGAGCGGGUGCGGGUGCGGGUGCGUGUGUGUGUGUGUGUGUGUGUGUGUGUGUGUGUGUGUGUGUGUGUGUGUGUGUGUGUGUGUGUGUGUGUGUGUGUGUGUGUGUGUGUUCAUGUGUUCUUUCGUGUGUUCGUGUGUUUGUCAUGAAAUAUGAGUAUUGUUUUUUAAUAAAGAAUUUGUUGCUUA